AUGUCGAGCACUUACUUGGAAUAGGUGAGAGCAGCCUUCUCCUAAAUCGAAGUCAUCGAAAAGACCCAUAGGUAUUCUGCAGUCCUCCUUGAUCACAGAAUCCACAACUUAAUUCAAAUGGCGCAAAAGACAGCGGCUGAUGCAUUGAUAUUGAUAGAUGGUGCUGAUGGUUGGAAGAAAGAAGAGAUGAAUUAUCUCUAAGGAGUCGGAGGUUCAGGUGAUGUCUGGGAAAACUUCUAUGAAAGAUUCAAAGAAAUCAAAGAUUAUCAUAAAAGAGUCGCCAAUGUUCAGACUAUGCAAAAUAAAGUACAUUAUAUUAACUUAAAUUAAGCAUUUGCACCACCAUUCAAAGAACCUUAUUUCUCCGGAGAAGAACAUCAUGGUAGAUUUCUUGAUAUGCAUGCUAGCUAUAAGGAAUUCUUGAAUCUCAAAAAGCUAAAGGAAAGCAACAAAAUCAAAAUUGGGGAUUAUUUGUGGUAUUUGCAAAAUUUUUAAAAUUUUCAUGACAUCCCGCUCUAUAUCAAAGAAAAGGAGGGAAGUAAAUACAAGAGAUAUCUCAUAAAUAUGUUGGAAUAUUUGCGUAGUUUUUAUUUAAGAGUAAAUCCAUUAUAAGAUGUUAGCAAAAUUGAAUAAAAAAUAGAUAUUGAUUUUUAAACCUAAUGGGAAAAUGGUUAAGUUAAAGGUUGGGAACACCGAAAAGAAGAAACUGAAGAAAUCAGAGGACAUCCUCAUUAUUGUGAAGCUUGUUAAAAGAAAUUUUAAAAUGAAAAUACCUUUGUAAAUCAUUUUGAUGGCAAAAAACACAAAGCAUUAGCUAAACUAAAAGAAAAACAAAUAGAGCAAGUCAUUUAAGCUAGCAAUCAAUAAGAAUUACCCAAGGAAGACAAUGAAGGACAAAGGAAAAAGAAGAUGGCUUAUUUAGAAGUGGCCAUCAUAUAAUACAAGGAUACUCUACAAUAACAAUUGAAUGACACAAUGAAUUUAGUGAGAAAGAAAUAAAGUAGAAGAUAUGAAGAAAAUGAAGAUGAUGAAGCUGUUCCAGUUUAAGAUUAAUAAUUAGAUCAACCUGAAGAAGCGAGCAGUGAAGAUGAAAGUCCAAUCUAUAAUCCAAAGAAUUUACCAUUGGGAUGGGAUGGGAGACCUAUUCCUUAUUGGCUAUACAAAUUACAUGGUUUGGGUGUUGAAUAUAAAUGUGAAAUAUGUGGUAAUACAUCCUAUUGGGGAAGAAAGGCUUUUGAAGAUCACUUUCAAGGUUGGAGACAUUCUUAUGGCAUGAGAUGUCUGAGAAUACCAAAUACUUUGCAUUUUAAAGAAAUCACUAAAAUUUAGGAUGCCAUCAGUUUGUAUAAAAAAAUCCAAUCAGAUCAAGAGAGAAGCAAAUUCAGACCAGAAUAUGAGGAGGAAUAUGAAGAUACUGAUGGAAAUCUUCUUAAUAAAAAAACUUAUUAUGAUUUAAAAAAAUAAGGAAUAUUGUGA
Molecule: messenger RNA, 1476 nt
Organism: Paramecium tetraurelia
Lineage: Eukaryota; Ciliophora; Oligohymenophorea; Peniculida; Parameciidae
Exons: 6
Biological process (GO): mRNA splicing, via spliceosome
Cellular component (GO): nucleus; spliceosomal complex
Molecular function (GO): RNA binding; zinc ion binding
Source: RefSeq, a predicted model, not a curated record